Messenger RNA from Calliphora vicina (urban bluebottle blowfly), 4028 nucleotides. Its product is annotated as protein FAM91A1. The record is from RefSeq and is a predicted model, not a curated record. Lineage: Eukaryota; Metazoa; Arthropoda; Insecta; Diptera; Calliphoridae. The coding region runs from base 117 to 3014 and encodes 965 amino acids. The transcript is spliced from 2 exons.
AAGAAUUUGUGAAAAUUUUGUAAUUUUUAAAGAAAGUAACCAUAAAAAAUGUGCAAAAACUAAUUAAUUAAACAAUAAACAACUAUUAAGUGUAUUAUUUAAGGCUAGAGGACAAUAUGAGUAACGAAAAAAUAGCCGAAGACAUUGCAAACUGUGUAAGAAAGAAUGUUCCGUGGCAUUUGUUGCCCGUGCAUCUAAAACAGAUUUUGCACAACAAUCAGCGCGACUAUGAGAAAUACGUUUUCAAUUAUAGUCUUAAAAAUCAAUUGAGAUUUCGUGGUAAUUUGGUAAAUAAAAUUUUCCGCAAAGAGCAGCGUUACUAUGAAUUGCUGGUGACCAAGUCUAUUAACACCCUGGGUUUGUUUCCCUAUCACUUGGCCGAUAUAGUGACCAAAGGUUUGAGAGUGACGCCAUUUAAUUAUUACCUAGAUGUUUUGUCGCAAUUACUGAAAAAUGAUAAAAGUUAUGAUACAUUGCCCAACUUUACGGCGGCCGAUUGUUUGCGUGUUUUGGGCAUAGGACGCAAUGAGUAUUUGUCCUUGAUAAGUGAGUUAAAGACGCACACUACGCGCGCCUUGCUGUUUACCGCCAAACCAAAUCCUUUGGAAUAUUUGCCCAAAUUUCCUCAACGCAUACGCAUUGAGCCCUGGUGGCGUGUAGAGGUGGGCUUUGUUUUGGAAUCUGAUAUACGCUACGUUACGCCAAACGAACGAAGUUUAAUAGAUGAUUUAAUAGAUUUUGGUUCCCAGACGGCGGGUAAAUGUGACUAUAAAGUGGUGCACAAUUUGUAUCGCAAGGGUUUGAUCUAUUUGGAUGUGCCCAUUUCGGGAGAGGAUAAAAUUUCCAUACCGCCAUUGAAAAAUUUUGUUAUGAACCGUGUUAGUGGCGACUAUUUCGAAAAUUUGCUGUAUAAAAUCUUUGUCAGUGCCGAUGAGUACAUGACCAUUUCCGAGUUGGCUCAAAUGUUGCAGCUGGAAUUGGAUUUAGUUAAACAAGCCAUUUCCCUAUUCUGUCGUUUGGGAUUUGCUCAAUUAAAGGAACAGGCUGCUUCACAGGAUAGUCCCUUAAACUGGCAAAAAUAUCAUGAAUCCUGGGAUGAGUUUAAGCGUGAGCAGGACUUGGCCAAAGAACAGCCACAGAUAACACCGCUCAACUAUAAUAACUACGUCAACUCAGAAACUGAUCAUGCUGGGGAAAUUGCCAAUAAAUCACGCGACUGCAGCAAGGAAAAACUCAAAGAUCUAGACUCUUCCUCUAUAGGCUAUCUUUCGUCCGAUGGCAAUACCAGUGAUUUCAGUUUUGCCAAUAUGCCCACACCUUCACCACAACCUACAGCCAAGACUUCACCCCAACAGAAUUCCGAUCCAGAUUUAUCUUCGGAAAUUGAUGAUUUAUCGGAGAGUACCACCAAGCCCUCCCUUAAAGAGAUAUUGCCGGAAUCUUCACCCAAAACCGGCAAACGAGUAGGAUUUCUAUUCGAUUCUACUCUAACGGCAUUCCUAAUGAUGGGAAAUCUAUCGCCGGGCUUGAAAAAUCAUGCCGUUACCAUGUUUGAGGUGGGCAAAUUGUGUGAGGAAAGUAUGGAUACAUUUUUAACCGAACUGGAAAAGGUUUCUUUACUUGAUGCCGAGGGCGAAGGAGAUGUUUCUAGAUAUUUUGCUCAUGCUGUUAUAUUACGUUCCACCAUCUGCUCUUUGAGACAUUUAUUGCCGGGUGGUUUGGAUUUGUUGCGUUUAGAGUGCUUGGAAUGUCUGGAUCAAAAGACUCGUGAUCGGGUGUUGGAAAAGAAAUACAAGUUUAUAAUAUCGUCAACACCCUUAACUGCCUCUUUGUCGCAUUUGUUUUCGAUACCCUUCUUUGGCCAGUUCUAUCGUUCAUCGGAUGCCUCACACAUGUGGACGAAAUUGUUUUAUAAUCAUAUCACAGGCUACGGACCACCUUCUUUAUUCCUUUGCCGCGGUACGGUCUUAAAAACCCUGCCACGCAUAUUCCUCGGCUAUGGCAAGCUGCUUGUCAAUAUCUUACAUUCCGAUUCGUAUGUGAUCAACAGCGAAAAUUUCCGUAAUCUUAAUGAUCAACUUAAAAAUGGUUGUAUACUUUUGCAAGGCUAUGGCAUUCGUACUCCCGGCGAGUUACGUUACGAAGCAUUCCCCUUCAAUACCAGAGAUAAAGAACAAAAUAAAUGGUCGGCCCAUAAGGCGGUGCAAAAGCUACAAGAACAGUUAGAUCUUAAAUAUCAUUGUGGCUAUAUAACAUUUGUAAAUACCGGGGUACCCGAUAUUGGUUGCGAUAACUAUGAAGUGGUGGUAAGGCUACGACAUCCCAAAAGUAAACUAAAGGCUAUGAGAAAGGAAAAUAGUCUUAAGGAAUCAGUGCCAAAUAUAAUGAAAAUGGAGAAGGAAAAGCCAGAAGAAUUGCCCGAGUUACCAAAGGAUCUAAUGUCGCCAGUGUGUAGUUUUGCCAGAUCAGCGGCCAUAAUAGGUACUUCUCCGCAACACAACUUAAAAACCCCCAAUGAAAACUAUUUUGCCAGCAGUCCCAAAAAUAAUGAACCGACUGCCGUCUACACCUCCGAAGACUGCAACGAGCUGUUGGCCUCCGAGUUGGCCAAAUGUAAAAACGAACUGGUUUCCCAGGGUUCUGUAGAAAUUCCCUUAGACAUGGCUAUUAAUGAAGCUGUAAGGCAAACAGUCGACUCCGAUGAGGAAGAAAGUGAGGAACAGGCUGAAGAGUGGACAUUAUUGGAUGUUAAUUAUGGUGUGCCGCUCUUCGAUGUGGAUUGUAAUACAAGAAUAUGCGAACAAAUUGUACGCAACUUGUGUGCGGAAGACAAUCUCAAGGAAUUGCCACAAAAAUCUUUGGAAAUGUCGGAGAAAUUUUAUGAUUUCAUUAAGCAAUGUUUGUACUUCGAGGACGAACGUAUGGAUCAAAUGAAAAUUGGUAAAAACUUACCGCAUCCACGUAUUAAUUUAGCAUUUGAAAAUGGCAAAGUUUGCUAUUGGAAUGGUAGAUAAAGGAGAGAUGAUGAAUGGAUAUGAUGGAAACAAAGGAGGAAAAGUAAAAGUAUUUUGAAUAAGUUUAAAAAUAAAUGAAACAUUUGUACAAAAAGAGAAUAAGGGGAUAUAGAGAAGAAAAGAGAGAGAGAGAAAGUAUAGCAAAGAGGCUAAAAACAUCUGAAGAACAAUCCAGCAAAAGAGGGAAACUUUAAAAAUAAAGGAAAUUUUGCUAUUUGCUUAUAAAGUAUUAUAAAGUGUUAUUCCCAGUAUAUGUAACAGGAUCUGUAUGGAGUAUUUUCCUUUCUUUUCUAUAUCAUCUUAAGGUAUUUUUUGCAACUAAAUUUACUUAAGUAAAAUAAACCCAGUGCAAAACAGUUUUUAUUUUAUUUUUACAAAAUAUACAAUACAUUUUCUCUAAGUAAUUAGAUAAUUAUUUACUUUAUUGUUUUAUUGUUUAUUUAAUAUAAAUCUAGAAACAUUCCAUUUUUUAAUUUUUCAAUAUUUUUUUUUCUUUAUUUUUAUUACUAACAUUUUUUGUUAUCUUUAUAAUUAUCUUAUCGUUUUUUUUAUUAUUAUUUUACAACUACUAAUUUGCUGAGUUUUAUUUUAACAUUAUUAUUUCCUUAUUUCCUUCAAUAACUAGAUUAUUUUAUUAAUAUAUAAAAUAACUAAUAAAAAAGAAAUUGAAAUAAUUCAAUAUUUAUGCAAUAUUUUACUUUGCUGUUUCAAGUCCAUUAGUUUAUUUAAGUCUAUUUUCCGGCAAUUUACAUACCAAUAUACGAAUGAAUAUAUUCAAUAUUUUUAAUUAUCAGCUUAUUAUUAAUGAGAAUUAACUAUUAAUUAAUAAAAAAUCAAAUACAUAUAUAAAAAUAUAUUUUAACAAACAAAAAUAAAAUACAGUAUAAGAUUUAAAUGAAAUCGUAAACAUUUGUAACUACAUAAUUCCAAAAAGAAUGAAAUUAUAUAUACAAAAAGAUUAAAUAAAAGAAAUUACUAAAAAAAAUAUUAAAAAAGAUUUUAAAAGCAUAUUAA